GGAACAGAGAGUCUUUCUGCCUGCGGGGGGGAGGGGACGCCUUUCACCCCAGCCCUGCGCUCCCCGGCGUCCUCCCCUCGCAUUCACUUGCAAAUCGCAGUGUGCAAGCUGGAGCCUGCACUUCCCUGCACGCUAACCUUCCCAUGGCGAGAGCUGCAGCUCUAUCAGCAGAAGCUUUCUCUGCGCCCGGGGAAGGGCUGCCCCCCUCCUUGCAGUCUUUUUUUUUUCUCUCUCUCUCUCUCUUCUCCCCCCUUCCUUGUCUGCCCUCCCCUUAAUCAGAAGCACUGAAUGAAAGCCAAUCAGAGCUCGCUCGCCCCCGUUUUCUUCGCUCCCCUGCCGUCCAGAGUUAAAAGUGAUGCUGAGAGAAAGCUGGAGUUAGAUGGAAGUAGAAUCGGUCAUAGGAAAUAACAGCCGAAAACAAACAAAAAGGGGGACAGAGUAACAAUUUCUCCGGGCUUUUCUUUUUUUUUUUUAAUUAUUUUUAAUUUUUUUUUUUUUGGCUGGAACCAACUUCAGUUAUCCAGAAGCUGACUUUAAAAAAAAAAAAAGCUUUUGGAACAUGCUCACACCUUGGGUGAGAUGUUGGAAACCAGUUGAAAAACAGUAAAAUCCAAGCGAAUAAAAUAGGACGGCUUUCUCUACAUCCACACCAAGACUUGUCAAGAAGUGAACUAUGACAAUCUAUCAAUUUUUGUUUCUGUUUUUACUCUGGGUAUGGCUGCCAUAUUUCUGUUCUCCAGAGAUGAUAUUUCAAAGAGCUCCUGUGGCCCAACAAAGAAUUUUAGGGGUGCGUGUGCCAAGAAGUGAUAGCAAAAUUCUGCAUCGCCAAAAACGUGGUUGGAUGUGGAAUCAAUUUUUCUUACUGGAGGAAUAUACAGGAUCUGAUUAUCAAUAUGUAGGCAAGCUUCAUUCAGACCAAGAUAAAGGAGAUGGAUCACUCAAAUAUAUUUUAUCUGGAGAUGGAGCAGGUACACUUUUUAUUAUUGAUGAAAAAACAGGUGACAUUCAUGCCACAAGAAGAAUUGACAGGGAAGAAAAGGCCUUUUAUACGCUACGUGCACAAGCUAUUAACAGAAGAACUUUGAGACCAGUAGAACCAGAGUCUGAGUUUGUGAUCAAAAUCCAUGAUAUCAAUGACAAUGAACCCACAUUCCCCGAGGAAAUUUAUACAGCUAGUGUUCCUGAAAUGUCUGUUGUAGGUACUUCUGUGGUGCAAGUCACAGCUACAGAUGCCGACGACCCCUCGUACGGGAACAGCGCCAGAAUCAUUUACAGCAUUCUUCAAGGGCAGCCGUAUUUCUCUGUGGAGCCUGAAACAGGAAUCAUCAGGACUGCUUUACCAAACAUGAACAGAGAAAACAGGGAGCAGUACCAAGUGGUGAUCCAGGCCAAGGACAUGGGCGGCCAGAUGGGAGGCUUAUCUGGGACCACCACGGUGAACAUCACGCUGACAGAUGUCAAUGACAAUCCUCCUCGUUUCCCCCAGAAUACAGUUCAUCUUCGAGUUCUUGAAUCCUCCCCAGUUGGCACAGCCAUUGGGAGUGUAAAAGCAACUGAUGCUGACAUUGGGAAAAAUGCUGAAGUAGAAUAUCGAAUUAUAGAUGGUGAUGGAACGGACAUGUUUGACAUCAUGACUGAGAAGGACACACAGGAAGGCAUCAUAACAGUAAAAAAGCCACUUGACUAUGAGAGCCGGCGGCUUUACACUCUGAAGGUUGAAGCGGAGAACACCCACAUAGACCCACGAUUCUAUUACCUCGGGCCAUUUAAAGACACCACCAUUGUGAAAAUCUCCAUAGAAGAUGUGGAUGAAGCGCCUGUUUUCAGCAGGUCUUCCUAUCUGUUUGAGGUUCAUGAAGAUAUUGAAGUAGGCACUAUCAUUGGAACCGUCAUGGCAAGGGACCCAGAUUCUACCUCGAGCCCUAUUAGGUUUUCCUUAGAUCGCCAUACUGAUCUGGAUCGGAUCUUUAAUAUACAUUCUGGAAAUGGAUCUCUUUACACGUCAAAACCACUUGACCGUGAAUUAUCUCAAUGGCACAAUCUUACUGUUAUAGCUGCUGAAAUCAACAAUCCCAAAGAGAUGACUCGCGUAGCUGUUUAUGUGAGAAUUUUGGACGUUAAUGAUAAUGCCCCUCAAUUUGCUGUGUUCUAUGAUACUUUCGUAUGUGAAAAUGCCAGACCAGGCCAGCUAAUACAGACAAUAAGUGCAGUAGACAAAGAUGACCCUUUAGGAGGGCAGAAAUUUUUCUUCAGUUUAGCUGCUGUCAAUCCAAACUUCACAGUGCAAGAUAAUGAAGAUAACACUGCCAGAAUUUUAACGAGAAAAAAUGGAUUCAAUAGACAUGAAAUCAGUACCUAUCUCUUGCCUGUGGUGAUAUCAGACAACGAUUACCCGAUUCAGAGCAGCACAGGCACGCUUACCAUCCGAGUGUGCGCCUGUGACAGCCAGGGGAACAUGCAGUCAUGCAGUGCCGAGGCCCUCCUCCUCCCGGCUGGCCUCAGCACGGGGGCUCUGAUUGCUAUUCUCCUCUGCAUCAUUAUUCUUCUCGUGAUCGUCGUGCUGUUCGCAGCCCUGAAGAGGCAGCGGAAGAAAGAGCCCCUGAUCCUGUCCAAGGAAGACAUCCGGGACAACAUCGUGAGCUACAACGACGAGGGCGGCGGCGAGGAGGACACGCAGGCCUUCGACAUCGGCACCCUGCGCAACCCCGCGGCCAUGGAGGAGAAGAAGCUGCGGCGCGACAUCCUCCCGGAGACGCUGUUCCUGCCCCGGAGGACUCCCACGGCCCCCGACAACACCGACGUCCGGGACUUCAUCAACGAGCGGCUCAAGGAGCACGACCUGGACCCCACGGCGCCCCCCUACGACUCGCUGGCCACCUACGCCUACGAGGGCAACGAUUCCGUCGCGGAGUCCCUGAGCUCCCUGGAAUCGGGGACCACCGAGGGCGACCAAAACUACGAUUACCUCCGGGAGUGGGGUCCCCGGUUCAACAAGCUGGCGGAAAUGUACGGGGGCGGGGACAGCGACAAGGACUCUUAACCCAGGCUCGGCGCCCCGGGCAAGCCAGCAAGAAGAGGGAGCAUCUCUUGGGAGCAUCUCUGGGAGCAUCUCUGGGAGCAUCUCUGGGAGCAUCUCUUGGGAGCAUCUCUGGACCUGCCUCGCCUACGCAUCCCUGAGAGUUGAGAGCAUCCCUCGACACGACUCCCCCCUCCCCCCAUUGCCUUUUAUAAUUUGUUCAUUAAUUCCAUUAAUUCUUUCCUGUAGGAUGUCUCAUCAUGGGAAUAUAGACGACAUUUUUAUUUAAUCACUUCCAAGAGCCAAAGCUAUGGAAAUUCAGUGUUCUCCAUCUUAGGAAAUAAAAAGAUAACUGCAGAAACACGAACAGGAUAUUGUCCCUUACAAAAAACCUCACACACACAAGCCGCUUCUGUGAGAUACAUGCCCUGCCCUUGCAAAAUGAAGCUUUUCAAAAAAGAAAAAAAAAAGGUGAAGACACAUUUUAAGGUAUAUCCUGUUCUGUACAUUAAAUUAAAAAAAAAAAUCAGCAAUGUACAUGUGGUGUUAGUAGGUGUGAUAUGCAACCUGGUAUACAAAAUGUUUGUGCAAUUUCAUUUCAUCAAAUUCUAUCUGCUAAUGUUUUAUAUUUAUAUUUUUGUAUUUAUUUUUAAAAAAAUAAACAAGUUUUUACAACUA
Molecule: messenger RNA, 3694 nt
Organism: Sorex araneus (European shrew)
Lineage: Eukaryota; Metazoa; Chordata; Mammalia; Eulipotyphla; Soricidae
Gene: CDH10
Product: cadherin 10
Exons: 12
Coding region: 674-3040 (788 amino acids)
Biological process (GO): cell-cell junction assembly; multicellular organism development; cell morphogenesis
Cellular component (GO): plasma membrane; adherens junction; catenin complex
Molecular function (GO): cadherin binding; calcium ion binding
Source: RefSeq, a predicted model, not a curated record